Messenger RNA from Plutella xylostella (diamondback moth), 6744 nucleotides. RefSeq lists its product as uncharacterized. Lineage: Eukaryota; Metazoa; Arthropoda; Insecta; Lepidoptera; Plutellidae. The record is from RefSeq and is a predicted model, not a curated record.
CCGCUGUGAGCGAGCAGUGCGGCCCGCGCGUCCACGCAGAGAGGAGGCCCCUCGCCCGUCGGUACACAUCGAGCACAUUGACAGCCUGAAAAAAAUUACGUAAAUAUUACAACACUCACGCAUUGAUUGCCAAACACAAGCAACCGUGAUCGGCGCAGUACCCGCCGACCCCCGGACUGACCCGCUCCUAGUGCCAAACGCGUUUAGUUUCUAUUGUGAUAUUCCGUUGACCCUGGUGAUUUUAUUUUAUAAUAUUUAUUUUUGCCCCCCCUGUGGUGUUUACUGAAUCCGACUCUGUGAUUGGUUGUGCUUUGUUUUGGUUCUAUUGGAUUGUUGCUGGUGGAAAUUGAUGUAACCGCGCAAUCAAAAUGGUGUGAACGUAAUUAAAAAGUGUUUCGCCGGCCUAAUAUGGCAGGUCCUUGUGUAAAUGUGACUUUCUAAUAACAAUACGUGUCCGUGCCCCACGCAUGACGUAGAGAGUGGCGCCACCAUGGGCCGACGACGGUGGAGGUUCAUCUCCAUUGCUGCUAUACUGCUGUUCCUGACAAAAGACAUACGGUGUCAAGAUGAAAACGACUUCUUUUAUUCUGCGGCGGAAAGGAGUUUCGCUCAAGUUCAGCCGUCUAUUUAUCCAAACAAUCGUCCAGCGAUGUACUUCGAGCAGGACGACCCGUACCGGGGCGCGCCGCCCACCGCCGCCAGCCCCCCGCAGCCGCUGUACAACGAGGGCCGCGUGAGGUUCCCCUCCCCCGGCUACAACCAGAACCCGGCUCCGUUCCAGGUGCCCACCGGCAGGAGCCAGGCCGGCGGCCAGUUCUACGUGAACCAACCUGACUUCCCACCAACGCAGCGCCAGAGAUAUAGGCUCGCACUACCUCACAACUAUCAAAUACUACAUCCAGCCUCCACCAAGAGGCCAGACAUAUCACAAAUUCACUCUGUAGCAUACCAAAACGAUCCCUCGAAACCGGAAGCGUUUCUGGGACAAGUUACGAUCAACAAUCCUGAUAUUGACUUCCUUCAAAAUAGUAGAUUUAAAAAUAUACCGUUUGAUGGAAACAGUUUGAAGAGCAACAUUCAAGCGCAUCAUAUUUCAAAUGAUGAGGACAUUGAUAAUGAUAGUCAAGACUUGUUCGAACGACAUAGAGUAACGACUUAUAAUCCAAAUUCAAACAGACAGCGAGUGAUUAGACCUAACCCAGGUCGCUUCCCCCACUACGAAGGAGAUCCACCAAUGAAUGAUCAAACCAUUUUCCAAAAAACUCCUAAUAAAGUUUAUAUUUCUAAGCCUUCUAAGCCAAACGCUCCUUAUCACGAUUCUUCAACUGAAUACAAAGCAAUGCUUGACCUGGAACCCUUACUUGAAGAUGACAUAAGUGAUAUUUCAUCAUUCAGAGAGCUUAUGAAGAAUAAAAAAGGUUCUUAUGAUGUUCAAGUAAUUAAAUCGAAUCAUAGUGAUGAUUCUGAUAAAUACGACAACAACCCAUCAGCAAGUUCAAUGACUUCUGAUAAUAUGCCAAAGGUAGUGCCAUUAGAAGUAAAACAAGUUGAAUCGGCAACUACAACCAAAUUACCAGAACCUAAAACCACUGAAAGUGUUGUGACCAACGAAGAUACUUCCGAGGAGUCUCAUGAAUCUCAAACAGUUCAUGAUCCGGAACAUGAAGACACUAAUCAAAACGAAGGAGCCGAUGAAGAAUAUGUCGAGUAUUAUGAUGACGCUGAAACAUCAUCUGAAGCACCUCACCCUACAACGCAAAAAGCUCAGCCAACAGAGCAUCCAGAUGAAUAUGAAGAAUAUGAUUCUAGUGAUGAACAUCAACAAGAUAAUGAACCAGCUCAUCAUAAUGAUAAUGUGAAAACAGAGUUAAAUAGCACCAAUGACUUUGAUAUCCUUGAUAUGAAACCAAACAAAACAUUAGUAAAAGAUGAUAACUUCAAAGAGUUCGUAGAUACGACCAUCAUUGACCAAAUGGAACAUAUGUCAAGUGAAAGCACUACUGAAUUUAGCAAAGAAUCUGGCAGCGAAGAAGAAAUUGUAACUGUCGAUAUUCCAUCUAUUCUAGGCGAAGAAGUUGUAUCUGUUGUAACAACCAAAAGUGUCGUAAAUGGAACUAUAUCCGUUCCAAACUACACUAACCAGCCUUCAUCUACAAAACCUAGUGUAGUACCAGAGACUGCAUCACAUGAUCCAACCAAUGAUUCAUCAAUUCCAGUUACGACAGAAAAUUGGGUUGUGGUGGCUUCCGUUCAAACAAGUCGAAGCGUUUCAGGAGCAAGAUUCUUACCAUUCCCAACAGUUGAACAAGAAGAGAAAAAACAAGUGCUUACUGAUGAAGAAAGUGAAGAAGGCGAAGAAGCAGUUACGAAGAACCCUAAAGACGAAACAUCAACUUCCGAUAGUGAACAGUCUCUUUCUGCAUCGACAGAAAACAUCAAUGACAAAUUAGAUAGUAUCCAAUCUGAAUUAUCAAGUGGAGUAUUAGGUGGGUCUUUGGAUACAGAAAACAAAAAUAUAGAAAUUAUAAAAGAACCUACAACAACUAAACAGCCUACAACAACAACAACAACAACAACAACGACGACGACGACAACUACUACGACCACUCCCGCUACAUUAAACGUAUUCACAAUCAAGAGUACUGAAAUACCUACGCCAACAUCAGAACGGUCAGCCCCUGAUCCUCUACCUGUAAAUAUCAAAAAGUUUGCACCAAGAGUGUCCACGUCUACCACUCCUAAGCCAAAGAAAAAACUAGUAACUGUAAUGGAUGACUUGUCUCCAGGUUUGUUACCUCCAGGAUACAGACCGAGGAUGUCAUACAAGGACAAGCGCACCAGCACAACUAGCACUACGACUCCAACUACGACCACGUCCACUUCUACUACAACUGAAGCUCCCGAGUCUUCUUCUUCUGUAGAAGAUAGUAGUAUUAAUGGAACACAGGCCCGUUCAUCAGGUAUCAGUUCAAAGAAUAAAGUCAUCAUACAAGACAAACCGGGUACUUCCAAGGAGUUCAAGCCAAAGUUGCCAGCAAAAUUACAACCAGAUGAUCUGAGUAAAUUUUUGCCACCUGGAUAUAAACCACCAGCAAACACAGAGUCGUCUGAAUCUGGUGAGAUAAAAAAAUCAAGUAUAUUUGACAAAGUGCAAGAAAUAGACAUCUCAUCGUUUUUACCUAAAGGAUUUAAACUAAAUGCAACAACAACGGAAAAACCGAAGUUGCCAGUAAAAUCUGUACCCGUGGGUGUUCCUAUUGAUAUAUCUGCAUUAUUACCUCCUGGGUUUAAGCCGAAAGCUGAUGAUGACGAGAAUCCGCUUAUCAAGAUUAAAAUAGCAGACAUAUCGGAUCUACUUCCACCUGGUUUCAAGCUUAACAAUACUGAAGAGGACAGUACACCCUCAACAACAACGACGACAACAACAAAAGCUCCAUCUGGUGGCUUCAAAGUCGUGUUCCCAUCGAGAGCUGGGGCCAAGCCCAUACGGAAAACUACAACUUCCAAGUCUACCGAUGUAGAAGGAGGAGGACCAGGGCAUGUUACCCCAAAAAUAAUGAAAGGAUGGCCUACGAGAGCUUCAACGGAAUUCACGGGCUGGCCGUCUCCGUCAACGACGCCGUUCUCGAUAGAGAAGCUUCUGGAAGCGCAGCGGAACGCCACGGCCACGAGCCCCAUGCCCGAGGUGACGGAGGCGGCGACCCGCCGGACCACUACCACCACCACCACCACGCCGCGACCCACGAUCCCGACCACGCCUGGAGUGUGCAGGCGGGACUGCGAUAUUGCCGCUACUAUUAAAAUUGUUGCAGGUGUUCAAUGGGUGCCUGAACUAUUGGAUCAUCAUACUGAAGAGUGGCAAAGGUUGGCAGAAGAGGUGAAAGAAGAGCUCAACUCCGUAUACUCGAAAUCAGAUCUCUUAAAAAAAUGGUACAAGGGCAUUCGCAUUGACGGCUUCAGCGAGGGCUCGGUGCUUGUGGACUUUUUCAUCGAACUGAAUGACGUCGCAGACAAAGUCGACACUCAGGAUCUGAAGAAACUAUUCCAUACGUCACUUCACAAAGCCAGGCCAGGAUCAGUGGUCGAGAAAAUUGAGGAAGAAGCAUCUGAAACUGAUUUUGAUCCUGAUGCCAUGCUUGGAGACCAACCAGAGGAGGAGAGAAUGAAGAAGAGCAACGAAAAGAUGACGAAAACAAUCGAUAAAUCGGCUGGAAAGCUGGAAAUAGGAAAGUUUGUUAUGGAUCCAGCAUACACUGAAUUUAUUGUGUUGCCGAAGCGUGAGGAGAUAACAACGAUGGCACCGGAAGAGGAGUCGUUCCUGCCGCAGUGGGGAAUCGCUGUCAUAGUCAUUGCCAUGGCUUCCUUGUUAUUCGUUGUCAUAUUUGGUGUUACUGUGCUAGUGAACCGUCAGAAGAGUGCCAAAGCUAAGCAGCCGAUCCCAUUAAGUGAAGAUAUGCUUCGAGAGCUGGACAAGAGUCACAUGGGAGGGUUCGAUGACCUGCACCAACUGAAGGAGCGGGAACUACCGUACCACUCCACUGGGAAGCGCAACUCGACGGCGUUCAUCGAGCAGCUGGCGUACCAGAACCCGGGCGACUCCUGGCGCUCCGAGUGGACGCCGCAGCUGCAGAAGUACAUGCAGCACUACACGCCCGACUCCGGACGCGGCUCGCAGAUCUACGGCGCUGGGGGGAACCAAUACGGAUAUGGCGGCGGAUCCCAGAUCUACGGGCAGACUGGAGGGGGCUCCCAGAUGUACGGGUACUCGGGCGAGUAUCCCCCCCCGCGCCACUACACGCGCCGCCGCUCCGAGUAUGACAGCAACUUCUAAGCCCAACCCGGGACGCACGGCACCUAGAUGAACUCUCGACUUUUUCUGUCACCUUAAGCAUUAAAAGCUGCGCUGUGAUUGGCGGAACCGUCGAUAUAUAUGAAUUCAUGGAUUAAAAGCUGCGCUGUGAUUGGUGGAACCGUCGUCGGCGUCGACACAUGAAUUCAUAGACGUUUCUCUAAGUGCCGUGCCUGGCAGCAUUAUUAUCAUUAUAGAUACAACUGCCAUAGUCGCGUUUAACACGCUUUGGUGAUGAUGUAAAACUCCAAAUACCCUGACAAUAUCUCCUUUUGAAUCUAAAAUGUCUAAAUACUCGUUAUUAGUGAAGUUUCGCUCAUUAACACAGUACGCUUCAAGAUGAUGAAGCGGCGGGCUGAAAUGCCUGUUCUUAUCCAAUUGCUAGAAUGAACUUAUUUGUUCGAGCAAUUACCGCGUAUAGAGGCAGGCAGUUUAAGCACUUGAUGUUGGAAUAUAACUCUUAGAUGGAAUGGGAUUAGGUCCCUACACAUUAAACAUCAAAGUCCUUCUAAGUGUGUUCGCCUCUGUACUUGAUAAUGGGUAUAAUAGCCCGUUUUGUAUCUUUAAGCGUACUGCAACAUGUUCAUAUGUCUUCAUUAUAGAAAAUCUUAAAUAUUUUAGCUAACAGGUUGUGAAAUCGACAUCACGGUAAACGAAUAGCAUGUCUCAGAACGGGCGACAGAGACUUAGCAGCUAUUGGAAUUCCCUGAAACAAGUAAAUUUAGAUUUCCUUACUGAGAAAGAUUAAAUUUUAGGUCAAAUUGUGUUUCUCAAGAACAUGUCAAAGUUUCAAUGGCUGCUGAGAAACUCUACGAACCCAUUACAUAAUAAAUUAUACAUUAUUAAAGAAAAUGUCUAAGUAUAUACCUAAAUACUUAAGUGUAGAUAAAAACUUUUGUUAUAACCUUUUUUCGUAUAAAAAGGAAUAUUACUGCCCUUUAAUGUAAUAUAUUUUUACUACCAGCUUAUUUCAGUCCGGCCUAUUUAGGACUUUAAAAAGUGCCAACUACAUAAAUAUUAUAUCCUAUUAAAUUUAUUAUUUCAUAAUGAAAUCCGAUUAUCUUGAAUGAAAUAAAUGUAUCUGCCAAAUUACUAUUAUACGACUGAUUACGUCAUGUAAAAUAAGUGUAUCAAAAUAGCAUUAAUUUAAGGCUAAGAUGGUGCGACAGCGGGCGCUUUCAUUUGUAUAUUUCAGCGGUCCUGAAAUGGGUCUAAUUGGAAACCGACGUAAUGUGUAAUAGUAGUGAAUGUUACAACAUGAAUUCGAUGUUUAGCUCCCCGCGCCCUGUCGGCCCUUAACAAUAGAGGAAGGGCUACAAGUAAUUUCUGUAGAUAUUCCUGCAUACCUAUAUUUGCUCAGUAAUGGAUAGUGUAUAAAGUACGUGCGUAGAGGCGGCGGUCGCGAGUGUGAGCGGAGCCUCUUUGUGCCAAAUGUAUGUGAGUGUGUGUAUGUGUAAAUGUAAAUACUAAACGAGAUGCGAGCUUCUGUUUAAAAAUAUUAACGUAGACUACGUAAUGUACCGCGUCCCGCCCUCUGUGACGUCACGCACAUAAUUAAGAUCAUUUUGUUUUAUAAAUCAGUCAAUUUCAUAUUCAUGAACUAGAUCCAUAAUGUAUUUACAUUUUUGUCGUUCGAAUUUAAUGUUUAACUUUUCGAAGUUUGCGAUAGGCUCCUUCGAGUCCUUUAAAAGUUCAUUGUACAUUCCUGGAUGAUGAUGAGUAUUAAAAACCAAUUAGUUGUAUGUAACCCUAGCAAAUUAUUGCAUGGUCGUUCAUGUAUAUAUAAGAACAAUUUUUGUACAUUAGAAUUUAAAUUUUAAUUAUUGUCAUAAUAGUUAGUGACGAAUUUAAAUUGUUAAGAUCGUGAAUAAAAUAAAAAUCUAUGAUGUAAUAAA